Cuscuta europaea is the source of this 926-nucleotide messenger RNA. The record is from the annotation of a GenBank genome assembly. NCBI's taxonomy places the organism in Eukaryota, Viridiplantae, Streptophyta, Magnoliopsida, Solanales, Convolvulaceae.
AUUCACAUCUCCUUUCCCAUUUUAAAAACUUUCUUCCUUCCAAACCUGCGGCCACUUUUCUCUUCUCCUCUCUAGUCUCUAAUGCUAUAGCUGUCAAACAGGCACACAAAAACAAAACAAAAGAAUGGUAGGGGGGUCGAUAAGAAAGAAGAACAAGGUGGAAUGGUUGGGAGGAUUGCUUGGGAGUAAAUUCUUCGGGCCGUGCGUUGACCACAUUGACCGCCGGAAAAAUGACCGGAAUAUGUUUUGUAUAGACUGCAACAUCGGUGGUUUCUGCCGGCACUGUAUUAACUCUCCGUCGCAUUCUUCCAUUCGCCACCGUUGGCUACAAAUCUGCAAGUAUGUUUAUCAGGACGUCGUCCGUCUCCAAGAUAUUCAGAAACACCUCGAUUGUUCUCUUAUUCAAACCUACAAAAUCAACAGCGAGAAGGCCGUUCACUUAAACCCACGGCCUCGAUCGAAGGAUAGCAAAACGUGGAGGGCAAAAGGAGGUUCAUGCUGCAAUACAUGUGGGAGGCAUAUUCAAGAAUUCCAAAAUCGCUAUUGCUCUAUUGCAUGCAAAGUUUCUGAUGAUGCAUAUAGAGACAAGAUUCUUUCAUUUCAGAUUUCACACUUUGGUGAAGUGUCCACAAAGGAAAACACAGAAAAUGAGUGUUGCAGUUCCUUAUCUGAGUCUUCUGAGGUAAUUCAAAUAUGGGUAACAGCCACAGGUUUAAAGCCCAAGAAGCAACUACACAAGAGGAAAAGUGUCCCAUGCAGGGCUCCUUUAUGCUAAUACUAAUAAAAAAUUAUAUUGAUAUGAUGUAAUCACUCCUUUUUUUCCUAUUUUAAAUCAUAUUUGUUUUGUGGGAUGGGGAUGUUAACUAAUUCCACAGCAGAGACAAAUAUCCAAGAAGAAUAUAAUCAACCUAGAAAAACAAUUAAAG